AUGAGCAGCAUGAUGCUCCAAACACAGCCAAUGAAGAAGAAAAGAAAAAAAAAUCAUAGUAAAGAAGAGGACGACUCUGAAAGUGAGGGUGAGGAUCAAGAAAAGGGAAAUGAAAGUGAAGGAGAUGAUGAAGAGAGUGAGGAAGAAGAUGGAAAUAUGAGUGAGGAAUCUAAAGGUUCCAUGACCAUUGUGAACACUGUCAUAGCCCCUUCAGAAAAAACUGGUGAAGAGACAAGGGCUCAAGAACCUGGGUCUCUAUUAACUCCUUUCACUGGAGAUGAAGACGUUAGAACUGAUGAAGAUGAUGUGCCACUAUCUGAGGUGGGGAAGAAACCCAAGAAAACCCCUGUGAAAGCUACAAAGUCAGAAGUCUCAACAAGGAAUGGAGCGGCUCCUCCUGCUAGAACUCCUCUUACAAGGAGUAAAAGAAAGGUUGUUAAAGCACAAAUUAUUAAGGAGUCUAGAAGUGCAAAGAAGCCAAAGAAGAAGGUCUAA
Nicotiana tabacum (common tobacco) is the source of this 495-nucleotide messenger RNA. The record is from RefSeq and is a predicted model, not a curated record. Lineage: Eukaryota; Viridiplantae; Streptophyta; Magnoliopsida; Solanales; Solanaceae.